Messenger RNA from Recurvomyces mirabilis, 1425 nucleotides. RefSeq lists its product as uncharacterized. Gene Ontology annotation, molecular function: structural constituent of ribosome; rRNA binding. Lineage: Eukaryota; Fungi; Ascomycota; Dothideomycetes; Mycosphaerellales; Teratosphaeriaceae. The record is from RefSeq and is a predicted model, not a curated record. The transcript is spliced from 2 exons. Gene Ontology annotation, biological process: ribosomal small subunit biogenesis. Gene Ontology annotation, cellular component: mitochondrial small ribosomal subunit. The coding region runs from base 1 to 1425 and encodes 474 amino acids.
AUGCCUAGAAAACCACACAACCUUAAGCGACCAAGGAUAAGACAAGAUUGGCGCAAGGAGAAUUUAUACAACUUAUCACGACUAACCACCCCUCCGGCCGCAAACAAGACAUUCUUCCAGCAGAAAUGGACAGCGAAAUCAUUAGCUCGGGCUUACCACAGUCCAUACGUCCGAGAAGGAACUUGGACUCGAAUGUUCGACAGAAGAUUACCCAGUGUAGUCAGCAUGGACCAUCGAUACCUGGCCAAAUACGACGGAAGUGAGCAGGCGAGUGGGCGAGGAGCAGGGCUGGAAACGCCAAUGCAAGAGCAAGCAAGGCGACGACGGAGAGCCGGCGAGCCAUUUAGAGCAGAAGAUGCUGUGGCGAAGAGAGCAGAUGGCAGGCCGGAGAAGACGCCUUAUCCUCAGAUGACGUUCCAUCCGCUAGAGAGGAGAUUGGAUACGGCUAUUUGGCGAGCGCUUUUCUCUUCUAGUGUGAAGCAGGCGCGGCAAUUUGUGGUUCAUGGAUGGGUGAAGGUUAACGGGAAGAAGAUGAUAUAUCCUGGGUAUCAGUUGAAUCCGGGUGAUAUGUUUAGCGUGGAGCCUGAGAGGGUGAUGUUUGCCACAGGCGCGAAGAAGAAGAGCAGUGAUAGUCAUGUUACGGAUCAUGGAGCUUUUGGCGGAGAAGUGGAGGAGGGGGAGGAAGCAGAGGAUGUUGAGGCGCGGGAAGAAGGUGAAGGUGAAGAGAGUGAAGCUGGUAUGGCUACGAUAGAGUCGGCCGAGGAGCGAGAGGCGCUGGAGACAAAACCUGAAGACGAGCAAGAUGCGAAGAAAGCGAUGAAGAACCUCAUCGCACGCGCAAAGCGGAUACUGGAAGACUCCAAGCGCGAUCUGUCUGGAAAGCGCCAACAAGAACUCCGCGCCUUCUCACAGUCUGUCAAGAAGACGAUGUCGAAGCAUGGCAGUGGUAAGGAGGAUGCGGCGAUAGACGACACGGUAGACGGCUUCGAAACAGCUCUGGCUGAGAUCAUGACCAAACUCCCCGAGGACGCCAAGCCGACACAGUCGACAUCCGACGUACAACAAUCAGCCACCGCAGCCGCAUCAGCCGAGCAGCCAACGUUAUCGUCGAAUCCACAAAUGUCAGACCCCGACAAGGAAGACGAGUACAUCGCGCGCAAGGACGCCGAACUCCUCUCAGCAGCCCUCGAGCGCGCUCGCGCAAACCCAGUCGAUGCAUCGAAGCCCUACGCCACGCCCUGGCAACCUCGACAGUUCAUGAGUGCUUUUGCUUUCAUCCCAAGAUACCUAGAGGUGAAUCAGAAGAUUUGCUCGGCUGUAUAUCUGAGGCAUCCGGUAGCGAGACCUGGGUUGGCGGAGGUUCCUACGCCGUUUGGGGGCGAGACGAUGGAGUUGGCUUUUAAUUGGUAUUUGAGAAGGAGGUAG